Messenger RNA from Trachymyrmex cornetzi, 393 nucleotides. RefSeq lists its product as uncharacterized. The transcript is spliced from 2 exons. The annotation marks the transcript as partial. The record is from RefSeq and is a predicted model, not a curated record. Lineage: Eukaryota; Metazoa; Arthropoda; Insecta; Hymenoptera; Formicidae.
AAUCUGUGGAUUAUCAUAAUCGUAUAAAAAGAGAAAAAGCUUUACAAAUAAUGUGCAAUCAGUAUACAGAGAUCACAAAAGAACCAAUAACAAUAGAAAUCGCAAAAAAGAUCAACAAUUUAAGAUCACAAUAUUUAGAUUAUCUCAAUAACAUUAAACAAUCAAAAGCAAGCGGUGCAUCAGCUGAUGAGAUUUAUAGACCUACCUGGUGGUUGUAUGAGGAUAUGAAAUUUCUUGAUCCUUAUAUUGCACAGAGAAAAGGAGAAUCUUCUAUAACAGAAAGAUUUUCUAAGGAUGAAUCAGAAUCUUCAACAAUGAACAGACUAAAUGAAGACGAUACGGACAGUUUACAACUAAUGGAUGUAUAUAAUGUUUUAAAAGACCAUGAUAAAG